This is a messenger RNA of Tripterygium wilfordii, 783 nucleotides long. Its product is annotated as thiosulfate sulfurtransferase 18-like. The record is from RefSeq and is a predicted model, not a curated record. Lineage: Eukaryota; Viridiplantae; Streptophyta; Magnoliopsida; Celastrales; Celastraceae. The coding region runs from base 247 to 663 and encodes 138 amino acids. The transcript is spliced from 6 exons. Gene Ontology annotation, molecular function: catalytic activity.
CCCAUUCUCACCAUUGCUGUCCCUUUCAAUGGUGGUUUCUGCAUCAUAUAUUGGGUCCGAUUAGUUGGGCAUAUACCAGAGCGUUGAAUCAAGGUCCUCGUCAUUCCAUAGAAUAAAACAAGAGAAAGAACCAAACAGCAGCAGCUUCAGUUGGUUUUCUCUGUCAAAAACCAGCAACCCAGCAACCAGAUUUGGAAAGAAACCUCGAGUCAAGCAGCUACAUAUACAAAUUGACCUCUGGUCUUCAUGGGUUCUCAACCAAAGAGUUCAGAAGCUGGAAUUGUUACUAUCAAUGUCAAGGAAGCUAAAGAUCUUCUUGAUUCGGGCUAUUUCUAUCUGGAUGUCAGGGCAGUGGAUGAGUACAAGAAAGGGCAUGUGGACACACCAAAGAUCUUCAACAUACCUUACAUGUUCAACAAGCCAGAAGGGAGGGUGAAGAAUUCUGAUUUCUUGAAAGAGGUCUCAUCUAUCUUCAAGGAGGAAGACAGUGUUGUAGUGGGCUGCCAAAGUGGGGUCAGAUCACUUUAUGCAACUGGUGACCUUCUUGAAGCUGGUUUCAAGAAUAUGAGCAACAUGGGAGGAGGUUAUCUCUCUUGGGUGGAGACUGGUUUUGCUGUGAAGAGGGAGGAGAAUCACCAGGAGGAGCCAAAAAUUGAGCUCUAAUUUACUUCUCUAGUUAUAUAUAUAUAUACAUGUUACUGUAAGAACUAUUUGACCUAAACCCGAAAUAAUAGAAAAUGUUUCUUCUGGUUGAAAUACAACUAUAACUUGUCCCUUAACAAA